AUGGGUAAAUUUAGUAGCAAGUGGAUAGUUGGGAUUAAAACCAUCAAUAUUUGUAUGUGAAUCAAGAUCUAUGGAAUUGAGAGCAGUAUUUUGAGAAGCAUUUAUCAGUUGAAAUAAGUAAUUUAUGUAUAUCAAAUGAAGGAAGAAAAUUGGCAGCAGUUAGAAUGGAUGAAGAUUAAUGUGUUGUUGUUGAGAAAGGAUCUUAAAUAAGAAUGAAUAGAAUAAAAUCUGAAUCUUUAUUGGCUAAUGGCAAAGGUCCAUUAGUUGAGAUAUUUGAAUUUGAAAAAUCUGAUAUUGUAAAUAGAAUAUAAUUUAAAAGAUAAAUUAUUCUUAAUUAUGAUUAACUAAUAAAUAAAUUGUGA
Molecule: messenger RNA, 362 nt
Organism: Paramecium sonneborni
Lineage: Eukaryota; Ciliophora; Oligohymenophorea; Peniculida; Parameciidae
Source: the annotation of a GenBank genome assembly